Molecule: messenger RNA, 1582 nt
Organism: Chara braunii
Lineage: Eukaryota; Viridiplantae; Streptophyta; Charophyceae; Charales; Characeae
Source: the annotation of a GenBank genome assembly
GCUGACGCAAGGGAUGAUUAACUUAUGCGUGAUCGUGUACAUGGACGAUAUCCUAGUCUAUUCGGAAACCUAUCACGGGCACGCGCAACAUAUCGAAUGGACAUUGGGCGCGUUGAGAGAGUUAGGUUCAAGAUUGCGCUCGAUAAGAGCGAAUUUUUCCUCUCGGAAAUUUUGUUCUUGGGCUACGUCGUGACACGUGGAGGAUUGCGGCCGGACUCGAGAAAAUUUGCGGCGGUGAAAGAAGCCCCGGUUCCCACGUCACUGGCGCAGGUUCGAGCCUUCUUGGGGUUGGCGUCGUACUACCGGCGCUUCAUCAAGGGCUUUGCCGCGAUUGCGCGACCACUAACGAAUCUGUUAAGGAAGGACCAGCCUCUUAGUUGGGACGCGGAGUGUCAACAGGCUUUUGCAACCCUCAAGGACGCUCUGGCGGCGACCCCUAUUUUGAUUCGCGCGACAGAGUUCCGGUUCACGAGCAAUCCCCAGGUGGUGGUGCUGGCCGAGGCAACGGCGUUUCAACGGCGAGCGGCCCCAGGAAUUAGCCACGUGUCUACCGUGGUAGUCUUCAGCGGCGACAUCACCGCCUUCGAUCCGGCGCGGCAAACCGCCAUCAAAAGCACCUUGUACAAGUGGGGUCAGUUCGUUGAGCUCUCGUUCUGCCUACUACGAUUGGGUCUGAACUGGACGUGGGAAGGCGAUCGGAGGCCCACGUCAGAGAUCGUGGAGCUGCUCAUCAUUCAGGCGUGGAGGACCAACGUGGCGGGAGACCUUCUGGGAUUCGUCUUUGGAGCAGUGGAUCGGGGAAACCGAUCACAGAUCGUGCGCGAACUUACGAUCGUGAUCGCGCGACUGGCCGACAAACUUCCCCUUGACAUCGUCUCUCAGAGCGACGAAGAGCCCGUGCCACAUACCCUCUCAAGGACUCUCGCCCCGAGCCUCCAGUGGUCGACUUGUAUCGAGGAGCGCUGGGCGGACGACCGUUUUCCCUCGCGCAGCAAGUACCUGGACGUCCACAGCCUAACUAACCCCCGCUUCUUUCGGCAACCAACGACGUUCGAGUGGGCGGCCCUGAGAGCAGAAGAGGAAGCAGAAGAGGAUUCGGAAGGAGAAUUAAGGAGAGAGGCCGAGGAAGCAGCGGCCUGGUUGGAUGAGGACGAGGAAGAAGAACGCGAAGCAGAAGAAGAGUCGGCGAAAGCUGAAGAAGAAGAAGAAGAAGAAGAAGAAGCAGAGGAGGAGACUUCGGAAGAAGAGGAGGAAGCCUAUAGUGAGCACAGUGAGGACGAGCCAAGUGAAGAGGAGGACGAAGACGGCGACAAAGAAGUGGAAAGCGGAGACGGCCAGGAGCCAACGCACGACGACGAGUUCGAGUGGGUGCCAGGACCGGAUCGACGGGAGGAGAAUCCUGAGGCUGCCGCGCUGCGCAAGAAAGAGGUCGCAGAGGGAAAGCGGUCGGCGAUCAACCCCACACCGAAUGAUCCUUCCAAGGAUCCCGAGCCGCCCAAGCCGGAACAUGGGGACCUUGGUGCCACGACCUCGAGCGCCGCGACGACAAGGCGCUGACCCCGAUCCCGAUCCCCUUCCCCCU